Molecule: messenger RNA, 582 nt
Organism: Porites evermanni
Lineage: Eukaryota; Metazoa; Cnidaria; Anthozoa; Scleractinia; Poritidae
Source: the annotation of a GenBank genome assembly
AUGGAAGAUACUGUGAAAGCUUUAGAAGAGAAAGUACCGCUCCUCCAGACGAAACUUGGAAAGAAAAGUGAAAGUAAGGCUGGUGCAAGCGGCAGUUCACCGACCACGUCGCCAGAAAACCCGCUUGGCAUCAAACCGGAGAGCUUCUCUGCGACGUCCAGCGAAAGUUGGGUGGUUUGGAUACGGAAAUUUAAAAGUAUUGCAGCCCUUAACAAGUGGAGUUCUGAACUUCAAUGUCAAAUAUUACCCGCGUACCUGAAAGGCCUUGCCGAACAGACCUAUUACAGCCUGACUGCCGAACAAACAGCCACGUGGACAGCCGUUGAACGCGCUCUGACAGAUCGAUUUCAUCCUAAGGAAUCUCGUCACGUACACAUUUCCGCUCUACGAGCCAAAUUAAGACGUCCUGACGAAGAUCUACAUCAACUGAGGUGCGACAUUUCUCGUCUUGUGGAGCUGGCCUAUCCGGAUGACCCCCCGGAUAUACUCAAUCGCACAGCCAGAGAUUUCUUCGUGGGUGCUUUGUCCCCUAUUAUAUUGCGAGAGAAGGUGUUGGAUUUGGGGCCCAAUACUUUGCCUUAG